Molecule: messenger RNA, 1889 nt
Organism: Drosophila kikkawai
Lineage: Eukaryota; Metazoa; Arthropoda; Insecta; Diptera; Drosophilidae
Gene: IntS14
Product: integrator complex subunit 14
Biological process (GO): snRNA 3'-end processing
Cellular component (GO): integrator complex
Source: RefSeq, a predicted model, not a curated record
GAAUGGCAUUUCAGCUGGAGCGAAAGAAGAAGAAAAGUUGCCGGAAACCAAAAUAAACAUAAAAUUUUGAAUUUUUUUGAAGAGCACAAAAUGCCCACCUUAAUAGCGCUAGAUGCAUCGCUUUCUAUGCUGCGUCCCGUUCCAGGAAGGAAUGAGCACACCUACCAGUCGCUAGCCAUCAAGGGCAUCCAGCACUUGCUGGACAAUCUCUCGGCUGCAGGCAAGCUGGAGCACCUGGCCCUGCUCUCCUACACAACCACAGCGGAGCUGAAGGUGGACUUCACCAGGGACUACGAUCAGAUCCGGCAGGCGGUGAAGAAGGUGGAGGCCGUGGACAAGGCCUGUCUGAUGAGCAUGCUCAAGGCGUCUGUCUCCAUAAUGUCCACAUGGGGCUCCCAGAACAUUCUGCAACUAGUGGUGUUCACCGACUGCGGUCUCGGCUUUGGCAGCACCUCGGUCACCGGAUUCCUAGACGCCAUUGCGAGCAACGAUGCAGACUCAGACUUUGCCUGGCUGAAAACGCUGGCCAACUACAACGUGAACUUUAUCUGCCUGGGACUGCAUGGCGACCACUACUUCACCAGGGGUCUGGCUGUGUAUCAGCAGCUGCUGGACAAGGCCGGACUAAAGGGCCAGCUCUUCAUGACCAAGCCUGCGAAGAACGCAGAAGCGGUUGAGGGCAAUCCAACUCCCAACCCGAAUCCCAGCCACAAGAGCGAACUUGGACGCACCACCGUUUUUGAGCUGAUCGAGCGACUGUGCGAGACGAGCUACAAAUCCACGGAGGUGACCCUCAAAUGCGGCAGCUACUUCCGCAUGGAGGCGCCCGUAUUGCUCUGGCCACCCACUGCACCCUACGAGCAGCCAUCGCCGGUCUUUGGCCGGCAACCCACGCUCCGACACAUCGAUCAACGGAUCGAGGUGUGCGGAUUCCUCGCCCUCUCCGACAUCGGCUCUCCGGCCACAAUGAGCCGCCAUUGGGUGCUGCCGAAGGUGGAGCGGGAGAAGGGUGGGGGAAGCCGCCGGUCCGGAGGCCUGGCAACUGCCGCUAAGCCGCCGAAACUCAACCUGGACACCAGCAAUCCGAACUACGAGCUGGAUAAGCUGGAAACGGAUAUUCGGGACUUUUACGCCAAGGAUCCAAAGGAUACCGAGGAGAGUGGCGAUGAUGCGGAUGUAACCAUUGUCGUAAAACAUUCCUCAGGCCCGCAGACAGAGCAGCAAAGGGAAAACCUAUGCGUCCUCCUGCACGGCGCACUCAAAAUGGAGAACAUGGCAGCCCUAGUCCAGGUGUCGGAUAAGUGGUACGGGUUCAUCUAUGCAUUCACCGACAGUAAGAAGAAGUCGAAUCUGAUGCUCAACAUACUCCCGCCGGGCACUAAUGUGAUACCGUGGGUCGGUGACUUGGAGUUGCUGGGAUUCCCCGAAGACCUAGUCCCAGGUGAAUCGGCCAGCUUUCCGGUGCGUGCUGACCGGCGCUCCUAUUCCCAGAGCAGUGUCGUGUGGAUACGACAGGCUAGCCUGCAGUCGGACGUCCAGAAAGUCCUUCGGCAUGCCAAGAAAAUGCCGGACAAGACGCAGAAUUUCUACAAGGAGCUGAAUCGGAUUCGGCGGGCUGCCUUGGCCCUGGGCUUCGUCGAGCUGCUUGAAGCCUUGGCCAUGCUCCUGGAGAAGGAGUGCGCGCACCUCACCCUGAACGGAGCCAGCAACGAGUGCACCAUGCAGCUGCAGCACGCGGCCACGGAACUGCGAAAAACCUCGAAUAGGGAUAUCAAGUCUACGAUAGUGCCGCUGCAGAAGGUGGGCGGUGCUCCCGAUGCAGGCAGCACGGCCACGGCCCCUGCUCCUGGCUAUAUGUAUUAAUAAAAGUACACAUAUGGACAAAAUAA